GAAAGGGUUGAGGGUGACGAGAAGCAGCAGAUCCCGGGGCAAAAACACUUGGGCAACAGUUCUGGACCGGCCUUAAAGAGUGGAAGCUGUACACGCUCGCCCAUUCCAUGACGGGGACGAGAGAAACACCAACAAGUCUCUCCUUCCUCUCUUUCUCUCUCUCUCCUUUUCACUUCGAUCCCCGAGCUGCUACUCUUUAAUUCCCUCUGCUCUUUCUCUUCUCUUCUCUUCUCUUCUCUUUUAUAUAUCAAUCACAACAAGCUAUUAUCUUUGAUCGUUGUUGUUGCUGUUGUUGUUGUUGUUGAAGUUUCAUCGUGGGACUUUUUCGAGAACGAGAAAUAUUUACUUUUGUGGGUUAAUUUAUGGUAGCUUUUGGUUGUUUGAGAGUUUAGAGGAAGAAGAUGGAUUCGGGGGAUGAGCCAGAAGGGUCGGAAGGGCAGCGGAAGAAGAAGCGGUAUCACAGACACACGCCUCACCAGAUUCAAGAGCUUGAAGCGGUAUUCAAGGAGUGCCCACACCCAGAUGAGAAGCAAAGGAUGCAGCUUAGCAGGGACCUUGCGCUGGAGCCCCGGCAAAUCAAGUUCUGGUUUCAAAAUCGCAGGACUCAAAUGAAGGCUCAGCAUGAGAGAGCUGACAACUGCGCGCUGCGCUCCGAGAACGACAAGAUCCGCUGUGAAAACAUCGCCAUUCGCGAGGCUCUCAAGAAGGUCAUCUGCCCCACAUGCGGCGGCCCACCCCUCGGCGAAGACUCUUACUUUGAUGAACAGAAGCUUCGGAUGGAGAAUGCUCGCUUAAAAGAAGAGCUUGAUAGAGUUUCCAGUGUAGCAUCUAAGUAUCUAGGAAGGCCCAUCGCUCAACUUCCACCAGUUCAACCAAUACCCAUCUCUUCACUAGAUUUAUCAGUUGGGAGUUAUGGUGCUCCUCCUCCAGGACUUGGUCCUUCGCUUGAUCUUGACCUCCUUCCAGGGAGUUCUUCAUCUUCUGUCAUGCCAUUUCCUUUUCCUACUGCUGUUUCUGAACUUGAGAAGCCUAUCAUGGCUGAGGUGCCCACUAGUGCAAUGGAGGAGUUGAUAAGGCUUGUUCAGACUGAUGAACCUUUGUGGAUGAAGUCUGCUAGUGAUGGUAGUGAUCUUCUUAAUCUUGAUACUUAUGAUAGGAUUUUUCCAAGGCGUGGUCAGCCUUAUAAGAGCCCUGAUAUUCGAAUCGAGGCCUCGAGAGAUUCUAGCCUGGUGAUUAUGAAUGCUGUCACUCUAGUUGACAUGUUCAUGGAUCCUGUUAAAUGGAUUGAACUAUUUCCUACAAUUGUUUCAAAGGCAAGGACUGUUGAAGUGCUUGCCACUGGAGUUGCAGGAACUCGAAGUGGAUCAUUGAUUUUGAUGUAUGAAGAACUCCAAGUUCUUUCACCGGUUGUAUCCACGAGAGAGUUCUUCUUCCUUCGAUACUGUCAGCAAAUUGAGCAGGGCUUAUGGGUUAUAGGUGAUGUAUCGGUGGACCUGUCUAGAGAGUCUCAGUUUUCAUCAUCUUCUCGAUCACGAAAGCUUCCUUCCGGGUGCUUGAUUCAGGAAGUUCCGGAUGGAUACUCCAAGGUGACAUGGGUGGAACACAUGGAGAUUGAAGAGAAGGCUCCUACCCACAGGCUGUACAGAGAUCUUGUGAACAGUGGAGUGGCAUUUGGUGCACAGAGAUGGCUAGCCACACUGCAGAGAAUGUGCGAGAGGUUUGCACGGGUAAUGGUUACAGGAGCUUCUCCUAGAGACAUCGGGGGAGUGAUUCCCUCACCAGAAGGAAAGCGAAGCAUGGUGAAGCUUGCACAGAGAAUGGUGAACAACUUCUGCACCAGCAUUAGUGCAUCGAAUGGACACCGAUGGACCACUCUUUCAGGCUUGAAUGAUGUCGGUGUCCGAGUUACAGUCCACAAAAGCACAGACCCCGGCCAGCCUAAUGGCGUCGUUCUCAGCGCUGCAACCUCUAUAUGGCUACCUGUAUCAUGUCAGAGGGUCUUCAGUUUCUUCAAAGAUGAGCGCACUCGAUCUCAGUGGGAUGUGCUUUCAAAUGGCAAUUCUGUGCAAGAGGUGGCCCACAUUGCAACUGGUUCACAUCCUGGGAACUCUAUCUCACUUCUGAGAGCUCUGAAUUCAAGUCAGAACAACAUGCUAAUACUGCAAGAGAGUUGCACCGAUGCAUCAGGCUCACUGGUAGUGUAUGCUCCAGUGGACCUACAAGGCAUAAACAUAGUGAUGAGUGGAGAGGACCCUUCCUACAUUCCUCUCCUCCCAUCAGGCUUCACCAUUCUACCUGACGGUCGACCGGGGGGAGCCUCAACGAGCUCAAACCCGAUGAGCUCGUCCUCGGGCGGCUCGCUUAUCACUGUUGCAUUCCAAAUUCUUGUUAGCAGCUUGCCAUCGGCCAAGCUGAAUUUAGAGUCAGUAACAACCGUCAACAACCUCAUCAGCACCACAGUGCAGCAAAUAAAAGCAGCUUUGAAUUGCAGCAGCGUCUGAAGUGUCCUGGAAAGAGACCUGAAAAUCAAUCACCCUCAACCUUUUUUAACUACAGGCUCAGUGAGCUCUUGAAGUCAGCAUUCAUGAGAGGACUUUAAGCCUUCUUCUUGGUUAGUUGCCACCAUGAAUGCUACUCAUCAAGAGCUGCUGCUGAUGCCAGACUCAUAACAACACCAACAACAACAAUAACAACAACAACCACAGCAACAGCAACAACAACAACAACAACAACAACAACAACAACAACAACAACAACAACAUGAAGAAGGAGAAGAAGAGAUUGAACUUUUUACAUGAAUCCUGUGACAGUUUACAGAGGGAGUCAAGAACGCACCAUAGCUCUGUGACAAAAUGCAGCAAGGGUAAUGGUUCGGGUAUUGACUUCUCUCCAUGGAUCAAUCAAUCAAUCAAUACCAAUUUAUCAGAGAACAUUUUGUUUCUAGAACAAGUAAAGUGUGUGUGUGUGUGUGUGUGUGUGUGUGUGUGUGUGUGUGCAUGCAUGCAUGUAAUCUCUUUGUUCUUUUGUAGCAUCAAGGAUAGCAGUGUUUUGGAAUUCACCAUGGAUGAUAGAUUGAAAGGUUUUAAAGGUUUUAAUGGGGACUGUGGGGGAGCUUUAAUGCAGGAUGGGAUAGAUAUCCUGCUGGUAUUGUCCACUUUGGUCUGGAAUCUUUCUCUAAUGGUCCCCUCUCUCUUUUUCGCUUUCUUUUGUAUUGAGAGGCCAUUCAUCACUGCCAUAAUUCUCAACAUUUAUUAAGUUUUGGUCUGUUUUACUA
Molecule: messenger RNA, 3274 nt
Organism: Dioscorea cayenensis subsp. rotundata (Guinea yam)
Lineage: Eukaryota; Viridiplantae; Streptophyta; Magnoliopsida; Dioscoreales; Dioscoreaceae
Product: homeobox-leucine zipper protein ROC8-like
Exons: 10
Coding region: 402-2501 (699 amino acids)
Biological process (GO): regulation of DNA-templated transcription
Molecular function (GO): DNA binding; DNA-binding transcription factor activity, RNA polymerase II-specific; lipid binding
Source: RefSeq, a predicted model, not a curated record